Molecule: messenger RNA, 2975 nt
Organism: Trichechus manatus latirostris (Florida manatee)
Lineage: Eukaryota; Metazoa; Chordata; Mammalia; Sirenia; Trichechidae
Gene: UBD
Product: ubiquitin D
Exons: 2
Coding region: 900-1397 (165 amino acids)
Biological process (GO): protein ubiquitination; positive regulation of apoptotic process; response to tumor necrosis factor
Cellular component (GO): nucleus
Molecular function (GO): protein binding; proteasome binding
Source: RefSeq, a predicted model, not a curated record
UGUGGUGUGAGAGUGAAUGUGGAUGAUUGUGUUGGCUUGUGAUUGGUGUGUGAGUCAGCAUUUGAUUUUUGGCUUUGGGUUGUUUUCAAGUAGUGGUCUUGGUUUGCAGAUUCUGAGACAGGGCAGGAAGCAUGCUGGAGAGCUCAAGACCCAGUAUUCCAAAGUUCUUUGUAAAGGACAUUUUAUAAACAAAGUUUUCUGAGCCUGGAAGACACUUAAGAAUCAUCUCCAAUCGUCUUGUCUUACGGACCAGGAAGCCAGUAUCUAAGGAGAUGAACAGACUUGGCCAAGAUAAUAUACCAAGAGGAACCCCUGGGACUUGAACUCAUAUCUCUUCUCAGUCGAGGGUUACUUGUCUUAUGCCCUCUCAAAAAAUGUCUCACAUUGUGCCAGCCCACUGUGAAUAGGCUGCCAACAAGUCACACUACUCCAUACCAACCCUGACUGUCUUCUCAUAGUUGCCCUUGCUCUCAGGAAGGGCCCUGACUCUGACUGGUGGAGGACUCAUAAAAACAUCUGGGGAGGAUCACCAAGCAUAAAAGAUCUUCAUGCCAGUGAGGGCUCAGGGCUGAGGGUCAGACAGUAACAAAUCAGGAUUGGGAGUGGGGAUGUAGGAGUGUUAAUCAGGGAAAAAUCAGGGCCAGAAAGGACCAUCCCAAGUUUUCAAUGAGGAACGCAAAUAGAUUGGCUGAGGGGAGAAGUGCCUGAUCAGAAAGUAUUCUUUGUUUAUUAACUAACGUCACUCCAGCAAAAGUGAAAGAAGAUUUCUGAGAACUUGCAAGAACAAAGGGCACAGGAAAGCUGUCUGGGCAGGGGAUUUCUGACUCCAUUGCUUGCAUAUAAGCUGGUCUUGAGGUCUCUUCUCUCAGUUACCUGUUUCUGCUCUCUUGAAUGCAGUGAUGGCUCCCAAUGCGCCCUGCCUCUGUGUGAAUGUCCAUUCUGAGGAACGGAAAUUGAUGACCUUCACUGCCAACAAGGAUGACAGAGUAAAGAAGAUCAGUGAACACAUCCGGUCCAAGACCAAGGUUCCUGUGCGGGACCAGAUCCUUCUGCUGGGCUCUAAAACACUACAGCCCCAGAGAAAGCUUUCAUCUUAUGGCAUUGACAAGGAGAAGACCAUCCACCUCACCCUGAAGGUGGUGAAGCCCAGUGAUGAGGAGCUGCCCAUGGUUCUGGUGGAGUUACGUGAUGAAGGGCAGAGGCAUCUCCUCCAGGUGCGCCGGUCCAGCUCAGUGGCCCAGGUGAAAAAGAUGAUCGAGGUGAAGACUGCUAUAACCCCUGAGACCCAGAUUGUGACUUGCAAUGGAAAGAAACUGGAAGAUGGGAAGAUUAUGGCAGAUUAUGGCAUCAAAAAGGGCAAUUUUCUCUUCCUGACAUACCACUGCAUUGGGGGGUGACCACCCUAGGGAUGGGGUGACAUCAGGAGGAAAAGAGCUUAUUUCCUUUUCGCUUUUACUCACUAAACACAUCUUUUGAUGGUUUUCCAAAAUUAUUGAGAAGGAAAUAAACAGAAAAAGUAAGAUUUGGGAUGAGGUGGGGAGGGAAUACUUUUCCAACUCUGAUUCUUUGGUUCAGACACAAUUGAUUAAGCGACUAGAUUAUGUAUGGUAUUACUGAGAAAGAAAAUGAAUCACUAAGGCAUACUAGAAACAGCAUUCAAAACCAGCUUACAAUUUAAUUCUUUCUUGGUUUCCUAUGAUUUAUAGAAAAAGUCCUAUUUCCUUUCCUAUUUGACAAGGUAGUAAGUUUUAGGUUGGGAUCCAGGUUUUACUAAUUUCUGUGUUUCCAUGAAUGUUUAGCCCAAUGCUUCAUGUAUAAUAUCACCCAGUAACUGUUGAAUCAAACUGAAUUUCUACCCAUAGAGAAAAGUGAAAUAGAUGAUUUAUUUUGAAGUGAAUUAAUUACUCUGACACAAUCACAAUCUAACUCAUAGAGAAUUUAUAAAUUUAAUAAAAUUACUUUUUGUCUCUUUAUUUAAGGGUGUUUGGUAUGAAAUGAAACCUGGCACGGUACUGCUACCUACCCUCUAUGUCCUAUACACAAUUAAAAUUGUUCUGUCUGGGAAUGGUGGUGGGCAGGGAGGUAUUUUCCAUGGGGAUCUAGAGAUGCCAUGUCUCUAGUGGGGGCUCCUUUGGGCAGAUGCUCUUCAGGUGGGAAGGAACUUACUGAAAGGUAGGGGAUUGGGGACCAGUCUCUGUCCUGCCUUAGUGUCUAGCAAGUCUUCUCUAGGUUGGGGGUAUCAGUCUGGGGGAAGGAGAUAAGGAUUUGGGUUCUGGGCUGACCCUGGUACUCUGCCAAAGUUCUGGCUGAUAUUUUCCUCUCUGCUUCCAUCACUACCAGGUCCUUGCUUCUCUCUUGGAAAAUCAAGUCCCCUCUUUCCCACUCCUUCCUCCAAUUAUUCCUCUCUCUCAUAGUCCUUCUCUCAUGUCUUGCUGCUGGUCACUCGCAAGCUGACUUUUCUUACAACCUGAAACCUGUUCUCUUUCUUUCCCACCAGUUCUAGUCUCUUCUUUAAAACCGGCUGAGAACCAUCUCCUACGGGAGGAUUCCCCACCUUCACUCCACCCAGCACAAUCACUACACUUAAUGGCUAUUCCUCAUCACACUUAUGGGUCAGGUGCCCUGUGGUGGGCAUUGGUCACUUGGCUAGGUUGGCAUUACGUCUCAGAUUGCACUGAUUGCAGAAGAGAGAUCAUAGUUCUUCUUCCGGGAUGGGGUCUCCUCAAAGGUUUCCUCUGCUUUAAAGAAAAACUCUUUGUCAACUUAAGAGACCAUGCCUCUGCCAUCAGACUGGGAGAAAGCUAAAGGUAGUGUCAUGUUGCAUAUCAUCUUAUCUGCAUAAGGAGUCUUGAGGGGUGGUUACUGUAUCCCCCAAGGAUGGGGAAGGUCUCUCCGGUAGUAUGCCUCCUCCCUUUAUCAGCUUAGGAGAAACUCGGAGGGCCAUUUCCCUCCUCCCUAAACCUUUAUGUUUAUAU